Molecule: messenger RNA, 2043 nt
Organism: Zerene cesonia (dogface butterfly)
Lineage: Eukaryota; Metazoa; Arthropoda; Insecta; Lepidoptera; Pieridae
Product: protein RFT1 homolog
Exons: 1
Coding region: 38-1717 (559 amino acids)
Biological process (GO): glycolipid translocation; dolichol-linked oligosaccharide biosynthetic process
Cellular component (GO): endoplasmic reticulum membrane
Source: RefSeq, a predicted model, not a curated record
CUGUUAAUGUAUAAGUGAACAUUAUAAUAAUUCAAAAAUGGGGCGUAAUCUAUUGAUGAGUAGUUUAGAAAAUGCAUCAUUUAAUAUUAUCCUUCAAAUAUUGUUCAGGUGUGUAACAUUCAUUAUCAAUGCUUGGGUUAUAAGGAAUGUUGGACAUGAAGUCAUUGGUAUAAUGAAUGUUAGACUCCUAUUGUUGGAGAGUACUAUAUUAUUUUUAAGCAGAGAACCAUUUCAUAGAGCAUGUUUAGGACAAAAAGAUAACUGCACAUGGAGUCAGAUAAUAAAUCAGACUUGGCUAUCAGUCCCAAUGAGCUGUUGUUUGUCUGUAGUGUUUGUGUAUAUUUGGUUAAACAUCUUACCUUUGGGUCAUCCAGAACUUGCAGCGCAGUAUACAUUUGGUUGUUGGAGUGUUGCAUUUUCUUGCAUUUUGGAGCUUUGUUCAGCAAAUAUGGCACUUGUUGCACAAUUAUUCUGUUUUGUCAAGUUAAAAGUUGUAUUGGAUACAUUACAUAUAUUUGUUCGAACAGUUUUAUUUUUGUCUAUUAUCAUUUAUGAUAGAUCAAUGGCACUUAUAGCAUUUUCUGUGGCACAAGUUGGUAGUAUUGCAGUUAUUGUUAUUGCAUAUUAUUGUUUCUUCUAUUGGUACAUCAAAAGUAAACCACUUUAUGUUAAAGGAGCCCUUAAAAGUAGAAUUGUUCCAGAUAGCAUUUUACAGAAACUUUACACCAACAUGGAUGAUUUUAACUUUGAGUCUCUUAGAGAUUUUUUACCUAAAUACUCAGGCUCAUUAAACAGCACAUUUGAUAAAAAAUUGGGCACAUUAACUGUGAGCUUUGCUAAGCAGGGUGUUGUUAAACAGUUAUUAACCGAAGGAGAAAAGUAUGUAAUGUCUGCAAGCCCUGUAAUGUCAUUCAGUGAACAGGCCACUUAUGAUGUUGUAAAUAAUUUAGGUAGCUUAGCCGCGCGUUUUGUUUUCAGACCUAUAGAAGACAGUAGUUAUUUUUAUUUUACUCAAAUGUUAAAUCGCGAUUUGCCUUUACAUAAACAAGAUCAGCACAAAGUUCAAGAGUCAUGCACAGUGUUAUCGCAAGUGUGUAAAACUGUCAGUUCAAUAGGAUUAAUUGUUCUUGUAUUUGGUCAAAGUUAUUCUUGCACUUUACUGACCAUGUAUGGAGGUCAGGCAUUUGUAGCUAGUGGUUUGCCAGUACAAUUGCUUAGGAGUCACUGCUUAGCAAUAGUUCUAAUGGCUAUUAAUGGUAUUACUGAGUGUUACACUUUUGCUACUAUGACGAGUGGGCAACUAAAUAGUUACAAUUAUUUAAUGGUAUUUUUCUCAAUAAGUUUUUUACUUUUAUCUUAUGUUCUUACUUAUAUUUUAGGUCCUGUUGGUUUCAUUAUAUCUAACUGUAUUAAUAUGUUAGCACGGAUAUUCCAUAGCAUUCAUUUUAUAAAUGAGAAAUAUAAAGAUACUGAUUAUAGGCCUUUACAAGGACUUUAUGUUGGUAAAUUUUUUAUAAUAAUAUUGACUGUAGCAGGAAUUAUCUGUAAAUUAUCUGAAAAUAAAUUAUUUAAAACUAAUAUGCUAGCUCAUUUAGCAAUUGGCAUUCUAUGUUUUAUGUGUGUUUUGAUGGCAUGGGGAUAUGAAAAUAAAGAACUUAUCAUUAAAACAUAUAGAAAAUUUUUCAAAAAAGAAGAUGAAAAAGUUUCAAUAGACUAGCAUUCGGUUAUUAAACUAUUAUAAGUAUGUAAAUAAUAUAUUUAUCAAACAUAAUUUAUGUGCAAAUUGUAUUUAACUAUAUAUAUAAAAAACCUAUAGAGUCAAUAAUUGAAUAAAAGAUAAUUCAUUGGUAAUGUAACAUAGAUUUAUUUUAAAAUAUAACAUAAUCUGUACAUAAUUAUUGAAUUAAAUAUAAAAAAAUACACUAUUUGUUGUUUACAUUGGAUAAAAGAAUAUACCUUUCAUUUGAGUUUCACAUAUUCUUUUCACUUCAUCUGUAAGCAAAUGAAAAUAAUUAUUAUCCAAUAUAUUAUGUAACUUCUAAA